CUUCACAAUUUAGGUUUAUUUAGAAUAAUAUUAUUUUAACCUCGCACGCUUUUCAGUAAGAACUGGUGGGAAAUGCGGGCUACAGUCUUCGUGGGUUACAUAAACAUGAGCCAACACCUAGCCGUCACCACAAUGAAGAUUAUGAAGGCAGAAAUCCAAAUUUCCACGAAGCAGAGGACUCACUUCUCCGCCCAUGUGAGCCGGCGCUGACAGCAGGGUCUGUACAGUAGUGUCACCCCUCCACCCCCCGUCCUGGCCCUCCCUCCCUCUCUGCUCUGCUGUGCUCCGCUCCCGCGUGCAGCGAUGCUGUAGAUGCGGCAGACUGGAACAGACAGACUGUUUGGUCCUGAAUGCAGCAGCCGGGGAGGAUAACAACAUCCUGACAGACACCGCCGACGACAACGAUACUUCACUCGACACUAGUCAAUACAGAGAGCUGGUAUGGACAAUAAGGCUUUGGAACCUGAGGCUGUGAGUAUCCCCAUGGAGGAGGCCAUCAUGUGUAAUGGAGGAGGCCAGCCUCAGCAACAGCAGGAAGCAGCAAUGUUGACCCACCUGAAGAAGAUUGAGAACCAGAUCACUGAAGCGCAGCGUUUCUCCCACCUACCCAAACGCUCAGCCGUGGACCUGGAGUUUGUCGACCUUUCCUACACCAUCCAGGAGGGACCAUGCUGGAGGAGGAGAGGUUUCAAAGCCUUACUGAAGUGCCUGUCUGGGAGGUUCUGCAGUCGGGAGCUGAUAGGAAUCAUGGGGCCCUCAGGGGCCGGGAAAUCCACCUUAAUGAACAUUCUGGCUGGAUACAGGGAAACAGGGAUGAAGGGUCAGAUCCUGGUAAAUGGGAAACCCAGAGACCUGAGGAAAUUCAGGAAAAUGUCCUGCUACAUCAUGCAGGAAGACAUGCUGCUGCCACACCUCACUGCACGGGAGGCCAUGAUGGUUUCAGCCAACUUAAAGCUGGGUGAAACUAUGGAUGUGAAGAAAAAACUGGUGAAUGAGAUUCUGACUGCAUUAGGGCUCCUUGACUGUGCUCACACUCGUACCAGCUCGCUGUCAGGUGGUCAGUGUAAACGAUUGGCCAUCGCCCUCGAACUGGUCAACAACCCUCCAGUCAUGUUCUUUGAUGAGCCCACCAGUGGCUUAGACAGUGCUUCAUGCUACCAGGUGGUAUCACUAAUGCGCUCUCUAGCACUGGGAGGACGGACCAUCAUCUGCACCAUUCACCAACCUAGCGCCAAACUGUUUGAGAUGUUUGACAAGCUUUACAUUCUUAGUCAGGGACAGUGUAUCUACAAAGGCACGGUUCCUUACCUCAUCCCCUAUCUGAAGACUCUGGGCCUUUAUUGUCCCACCUACCACAACCCUGCAGACUUCAUCAUUGAAGUGGCAUCAGGAGAGUAUGGAGACUUGAACCCUGUGCUGUUUGAGGCAGUCCAAGGUGGAAUGUGUGCAUUAGAAGAGAAGAAGAACCAAUGUGGUAACAAUGGCCCAUCAGUCUGUGCAACAAAGUGCCCGGUGGAUGUCGGCAUAGAAAGCCAUACUUUUGCCACAAGCACACUAACACAGUUCUGCAUCCUCUUCAAGAGAACCUUCAUAACUAUAUGUCGAGAUCAGGUUUUGACCCACCUCAGACUGAUGUCCCACAUCGCCAUAGGUGUGCUAAUAGGCUUGCUGUAUCUCAACAUCGGCAAUGAUGCCAGCAAGGUCUUUAACAACACCGGGUUCCUCUUCUUCUCUAUGCUCUUCCUCAUGUUUGGAGCGCUCAUGCCGACCGUGUUAACCUUUCCUCUGGAGAUGUCUGUGUUCCUGAGGGAGCAUCUUAACUACUGGUACAGCCUGAAAGCCUACUACCUGGCCAAGACCAUGGCUGAUAUCCCAUUCCAGGUGAUCUGCCCCAUCAUGUACUGCAGCAUAGUGUACUGGAUGACAGAGCAGCCUCCUGAGGCCAGCCGCUACCUUCUCUUCAUAGCCCUUUCCACCUGUACUGCCCUGGUAGCCCAAUCCCUGGGCCUACUGGUUGGGGCCGCCUCCACCUCACUACAGGUAGCCACAUUUGUUGGACCUGUCACAGCUAUCCCAGUGCUGCUUUUCUCUGGAUUCUUUGUGAACUUCGACACAAUCCCCAAGUAUCUGCAGUGGAGCUCCUAUGUGUCUUAUGUCAGGUAUGGCUUUGAAGGGGUGAUCCUGUCUAUCUACGGGAUGAACCGUUCAGAGCUGGAGUGUCCGGGGAAGGUGUGCAAGUUCCAACAGCCUGAAGAGGUGCUGCAGUUAUUAGAUGUGGAAGAUGCAAAGCUCUACAUAGAUUUCAUUGUCCUGGGCAUUUUCUUCAUCAUCCUACGGCUGGCUACCUACCUUGUCCUCCGCUACAAGGUCAAGUCUGAGCGAUAGGUUUUGCUUGACUCCUCUUUGAAAUCUCAAGGCCCUCCCUAAAGUCCUUUCAGACCUGGUCUCUUUUUGGUGCACAGAAAACAACCUAUCUCAUGUGGGAAUUUGUUUCAUUUUAUGCUGCUAAAAGGACAGAACAUAAAAUCUGAUCUGUUCUACUGCCAACCAAGUGUGGAGGGCAGUGACUCAUGUUGCAGAGCAGUCAUCUUAGAAAUCAGCAUAUACCUGUUUUACCUCAGACAUCAGGACUUACCUCCAGCGCACAAAGCCAGAUCAGCAGUUGAUGAGGGCAAAAAUCGACUGAGCCACUUUCAGCAGCAUGUACUGUACAUUUCAUAUCCGUGUGACACAGUAACUACAAAUUCAUGCUUAUUCUACACUGUGUUGCCAUUCUAUCAGUGUAGGGAUGUUAGGACUUUGGUCUUCUCCUUGAGAAAAGUAAACAGGGUGUUUACAUUGCUUUAUUAAAACCUAAGGACAAACGGUUGCACUAGAGAAUCAUUGUACCUGAAACACUAGUUAAAAGCAGUUUGUUUGAGCUAGUUUGUGUCUAUAUUUUUGUUGUCAUAUCACAGUUUGGAGUCCCAAAACAUUAACUUCUUGUGUCUGAAUAUCAAAUCAUUGUUAAAUAGUUAAAGAGUUAAAUAAUUUUUUUAACAUGUCGAUAGAUUAAAUUAAGAUUUAUCAUGAUAGUACUGAAAUUUGGUAUUUUUUGUACUUCUAUAAUAUAAUCGAAAAUCUUGAAAAUCUUAGUUGAAAUAAAACUUGUUCAGCCUUAAUCAUUUUAUACUGUAGCAUAUUAUCUUUAGAAUUAUAUGCUGAUGCUAUUAUAUAAAUGUAUUUAAGCAAAAUAGAUGAAUUACUGUAUCACUAUUUUUUUGUGUCCACACUGCAUCCAGUAAUGUCACAAGGACAAAACAUGCUCACGUAGUUAUGUUUGGUGCUAUCUUAAGUUUAAUUUUUGUUUGAAUUACAUGGGGGGGGUUGUUAACGUAUGCAUCUGGACUGCACAUUACAAGUAUACUGGGCACUUAGAGAACAACCAAAGACAAAUAAUUGUAACUGGAAGUAUGCUCACAUUUUACUUAAAAUGUACUGACAAUCUUUUUGUUGUUGUUGUUGUUGAUGGGUAUAUCAUGACCACUUGUAUGUUCAUUCAUUCUAUUGUGAAAGAUAUAUUUUGGUGAACAAUAAACAUUGAUCUAAUUAAA
Messenger RNA from Micropterus salmoides (largemouth bass), 3593 nucleotides. Its product is annotated as ATP-binding cassette sub-family G member 4-like. NCBI's taxonomy places the organism in Eukaryota, Metazoa, Chordata, Actinopteri, Centrarchiformes, Centrarchidae. The record is from RefSeq and is a predicted model, not a curated record. Gene Ontology annotation, cellular component: plasma membrane. The coding region runs from base 442 to 2385 and encodes 647 amino acids. The transcript has 15 exons. Gene Ontology annotation, molecular function: ABC-type transporter activity; ATP binding; ATP hydrolysis activity.